Messenger RNA from Solanum verrucosum, 1390 nucleotides. RefSeq names its product carotenoid 9,10(9',10')-cleavage dioxygenase 1-like. The coding region runs from base 2 to 1390 and encodes 462 amino acids. The record is from RefSeq and is a predicted model, not a curated record. Lineage: Eukaryota; Viridiplantae; Streptophyta; Magnoliopsida; Solanales; Solanaceae. Gene Ontology annotation, biological process: carotene catabolic process. Gene Ontology annotation, molecular function: carotenoid dioxygenase activity. Gene Ontology annotation, cellular component: chloroplast stroma. The transcript has 11 exons.
AAUGGCUGCUUAUAUUUAUUCAUGUCAAGUUAAUUAUUGUUGUUUGAAAAAACCUCUUAUACCCAAAUUUAAAGAUUUGAAAGCUUCUGUUUCAUCUACUUUCAAGCCAUUUUUGUCAAAUUUGGAUCAUUUGGAUGUACCAAAAGUUAUUAAGGAAAUUUCUUUCAAAUUAUUGGAUAAUUUUGUAGAUUUCACCUUUGAAUUUGUGGACCAACCUUUGCUCCCAUCUCAGAGUAAUUUUGCACCUGUCGAAGAGAUUGGAGAAGCUGUGAGAGUCACUACAAUUCAAGGGGAAAUUCCAAAUGAUUUCCCAGAGGGUGUUUACAUAAGAAAUGGAGCAAAUCCUCUAUUUGGAGGACUAAAAUCAACCAAGUCAAUAUUUGGAAAAUCAAGCCAUAUAUGGAUUGAAGGUGAAGGAAUGCUUCAUGCUUUGUACUUCACAAAAGAAAAAGAAACAGGCAACAAAUGGAAUAUAUUGUACAAGAAUAAAUAUGUAGAAACAGACACAUUUAACAUGGAAAAGGAUAGAAAAAAACCAAGUAUUAUUCCUAAUAUGGAAGGGGAUGCUCUUGCUGUUUUCAUGGCUUCCCUUUUAAAUCUGUUGAGAUUUGGUGUAUUUCACAAAUAUCUAAGCAACACAAGUGUGUUUAAGCACUCAAAGAAGUACUAUUCAAUUGCUGAAAAUCAUAUGCCUCAAGAGAUAAACAUACAAACACUUGAAACUUUGGGAAAUUGGACUAUUAAUGGAGAUUGGAAUCGAUCAUUCACAGCUCAUCCAAAGAAAGUCUCAGGUACAGGUGAACUUGUUAUAAUGGGAACAUAUCCACUAAAGCCUUAUUUUGAGCUAGGAGUCAUUUCAGCUGAUGGAAAACAAAUGAUUCACAAGGUGGAUCUCAAAUUAAAUAGGUGUAUUCUUUGCCAUGAAAUUGGUGUUACAAAGAGGUAUAAUGUGAUUUUGAAUUUUCCACUAACUAUGGACCUAAACAGACUUACUAUUGGAGAGGAAUUAAUAAAAUACAAUGAAGAUGGAUAUGCAAGAAUUGGAAUAAUGCCACGUUAUGGUGAUGCUAAUUCCAUUAAAUGGUUUGAAGUUGAACCAUGUUAUGUAUUUCAUCUAAUAAAUUGUUUUGAAGAUAAUGAUGAGGUGGUGGUGAGGGCAUGUAGAGCUCGUCGAUGGAUUAUACCAAGACCAAACCUCACAAUAGAUGAGUCAGAGUUGAGUUUGGAUGCGUUGAACGAGAAGAGUGAAGUGAUGAAAAAUCUAACUACAAACGAUCAUCGGUUUAUUAUGGAAUUCCCAAUGAUCAAUGAACACUUCAUUGGUCUUAAAAACAAAUUUGGUUAUCUACAACUUAUUGAUUCAGAAGCUUUCUCUAAUUACUUUGGUUAG